AUGCGGAUUUUGGAUAUUUGUCUAAUUUUAAUAGUGGCUGUUGUAAUGAAGCCCAACAAUGCCAAACCCUUGGAAACUGGUGAAGUGAAGACCACAGAUGCCUCUCACUUGACGGUUGAACAAUUGAAGGAAUCCAAACGAUUCAAGCUUCUGGAAUUUGCCUAUGAAAAUUUGUGGAAAACACUAUGGAACGAGGAGGUUUUCACAACGAUAAAUGAUUUUUUGCAGAAUCUUAAGGAAUGGACCAAAGAUGAGACUUUGCAACAAUCCGCAAUCAAUGGGGAGUUUGAAGUAGCCUUAGAAAAAUGUAUAGGUCAGCUUAAAGACCUCAGAACGGAUCCAGGAAAUUGUCAAAAGCAGGAAAGUCUAAAAUAUAACAUAGAUAAAAUGGGUUCCAUUUUCGAAUCGGCAAAUGAUACUUUUCCAAGUAAUAUUUGGGGCUUUGAGCAUUUAGCAUUUUCGUAUAGUUUGGAUGAAGUAACGCGUAACUCAUACGAUCAGUACUUUAAGAAAAUCGAGAAGAAAGUUAAGGAAUUUAUUGCGGAGCUAAAUGAAGCGGAAAAACAUAAACAUGCCGAUAUUGAAGAGUGCACCAUCACCAGCAUUUAUGUUCAUAUGAACAACAACGACAAUAAGGUGACAGUUGAUAUUGUCAAAGUUAAUGAUAACGACGAUGUUGAUGAUGCCGAUGACGAUGACGAUGAGAACGACGUUGACGAUGACAACGGCGAUAUCAAUGGUAAUGUUGAUGGUGACGACAACAACAAAUAUGUUGUUGUUGUUGAUGAUGACACUGAUGGUCACAAACAAUGUCGUCAAUGA
Musca vetustissima is the source of this 822-nucleotide messenger RNA. RefSeq names its product MATH and LRR domain-containing protein PFE0570w-like. The transcript has 3 exons. The record is from RefSeq and is a predicted model, not a curated record. NCBI's taxonomy places the organism in Eukaryota, Metazoa, Arthropoda, Insecta, Diptera, Muscidae. The coding region runs from base 1 to 822 and encodes 273 amino acids.